This is a messenger RNA of Harmonia axyridis, 1871 nucleotides long. RefSeq names its product protein Wnt-11b-1-like. The transcript is spliced from 4 exons. Gene Ontology annotation, biological process: canonical Wnt signaling pathway; multicellular organism development; cell fate commitment. The record is from RefSeq and is a predicted model, not a curated record. Gene Ontology annotation, cellular component: extracellular region. Gene Ontology annotation, molecular function: cytokine activity; frizzled binding. Bases 172 to 1323 code for a protein of 383 amino acids. NCBI's taxonomy places the organism in Eukaryota, Metazoa, Arthropoda, Insecta, Coleoptera, Coccinellidae.
CUAAUCUAAGUACGAGGCGCUCGGCCGCAGUGCUACGCGACUCGGCGGGCCUUCUACAGCUUUCAAAGAGCUAAAGCUUCCCUAGACGUUGGGCAGAUGCGUGCCGGACGAAGAUGAAGUGACUUACCGGCCGGAAAAGUCGCGUUAGUUCGGAAAACUGUGCAACGCGAGAUGAACCUAGCGAUUUUCUUUCUGCUCUCGAUCUGGCUGGGAGGCUGUGUGGAGGGCAUACGAUGGUUGUCCCUCCAGCAUUCAAACAUCCAUUGGAACCUCUCAUCGGCCAACAACAACCCUUCCAGAGGAAUAAGAUCUGGCAUAAGAUCUCCUUGUGGUGUGGCAAGAAGAAGGUAUGGUUUCAUCAAGAUCCAGGCGAAACUUUGCCGAUCCUGGAUGGAGACAAUGCCUCACGUGCAGAUGGCAGCCACCUUAGCCGCAGAUACCUGUCAGAAGGUCUUCGCAGAUAGGAGAUGGAACUGUUCUUCCAUAACUAGAGCUCCGUUUUUGAUGCCUGACUUGACCAGAGCCACCAGAGAACAAGCCUUCGUCUACUCAUUGAGCUCUGCCAGUUUAACAUACGCAAUGGCCAGAGCCUGCUCUAGCGGAGCUCUAUACCACUGUACCUGCGCUGUCAAACCAACCGAAACCCCAAAUGAGAACUUCCAAUGGGGUGGCUGUGGAGAUAACCUCAAAUGGGGAACCACUUUCGCCAAAAGAUUCAUAGACAAUGCGGAGAAAUACGUGGCAAAAAAAACCAAGGAAAAACUGAAGAAAAGAGAUAAUAGUUUCGAAGGUGAAGAGCAAAGGAAGUACUCUUUGGUAAAGACUCAGAUGGCCUUAAUCAAUUUGCACAAUAACAGGGUAGGGAGGAGAGUUAUUUCAGAAAGCAUGACAACACAGUGCAAAUGCCAUGGUGUCUCUGGUUCAUGUAAUAUAAAAACGUGUUGGAGGGCGCUACCGUCCAUGGUUGAGAUAGGGAAGAAGCUACUGCAGAGGUACUCAAACGCCAAAGAAGUUGUUAAAGAUGUGUUGCCUGAAGAUGUUGAGGCUGGGUAUAAGUAUCCGGGCACUAAUCAAUUGAUUUAUCUUUCUAAAUCACCUGAUUACUGUACCAGAGAUGACAAGCUAGGCAGCUUGGGAACUAUAGGAAGACAAUGCAACGUAACUUCCAAAGGCCCAGAUAGUUGUCGUUUAUUAUGCUGUGGUAGAGGUUAUAGAACGGUGGUUGAAGAGAAAAUAGAGAGAUGUCAGUGUAAAUACUACUAUUGCUGUUAUGUCAAAUGUAAAGUGUGUAAAACUAGUAGUUUAAGAUAUGAGUGCAGCUAAAUUUGUCAGAAUAUACAUCGAAUGUAGAGUAUUUAUAGGAAGAAAAUUAAUAUAUCUUUAUUUAUAUACUUAAUAAGAUACGGGGGGUGAUGACAAAAUAUAAUUACUAUUGAUAGAGCGAAACAUAUCACAGUAAGAAGAUAGAGUGCUGAAAAUUGAGGAGUAGAGCUUUUGAGAUACACUUAGAUGCGUUUAUUGUUGAACGUUCAAAUUAAUUUUGAAGUAAUUCUCUUCUUAAUACUAGAAUUAGGCAGAAGUACCUAAUCAACAAUAUGUUCCUUCAAAAAGUAUUUGGGUACAACUACUUGUGUGAAAGGCAGGGUAAACAUGAUUGUAUAGAAUAAAUAAAAGAGAGAAAGGAAGGAUUCAAAUCUUGAGUAGGCCUAAUGUAAAAUGAAAAAAAAAAAAUAGUUCAUUUUCCAUCAAUUUUGAAGUUAAUCAACACAAAUUGGAAAGAGUAUGAGUAAUGAUAAACACAAUCAAACAAUAAUUAUAAUAGUAACUCAUAUAAGCUUUAAGUUUCUGUGAGCUCUCUAAAAGGCCUAGGA